UUGAAAUGUGAGCGAGAAUUUUCUUCACGUAUCUCUCGUUUUUCCCCACAGGAACUAGCAAACCUCAUAAAAUAUGUUCUCCGAAAAUUCUUUGCUGCCGUGGAAACCAACAACGCACUUUUUAUUGAAUUAUUAUUUUUCAAGUCUGUUCGUGAGGGUUUCGAAGCGGUUCAAGGUUACGGGACCUUUGAGAACACUAAAAAAUCUUCUAAAUGGAACCCGGAGCUUGAUGACGAAGUUGUUAAGCUGUUUGAGGCUUAUCGAAACGAUCCCGUUCCCAAAGGACGCGAUUUGGCAGAUGUGAUUUUACAUCAGCUGUCGGAUCAGACCAAAACUCGGCGUCAACUAGUUGCACGAUUAAUUUUCCUGAACAUCAUAACUUCGGCAAAAGAAUUGAAGAUGUUGACCGUGCGUGAAAAUCUUCCGAAACGUUCAACGCGUGCCAUAAAUGAGGAUGACGCGGCCGAAUGGACCGAAGAUGAGAUCAUGCGGUUACGAUCUGCCGUAGACGAACAUCAAGGUUCCCGAACAAUGCUGACAGACGUUAUGAACAGCCUAAUCGUGGACCGGGAUUUAGCUGUAAAAAGAAAACAAGAUUUGGCUGAGUCGGAAACGCCCGAACAUUCCGAGGAAGUUAUCAUCCCACCUUUACGCUCCCGUCGCGUUGUGGCUGCUAAGCUUCUCGAGUUAGGCUUCGUCGACGAUCGCAAAGCUCUAGGACGAAAUCCAAGGAAUCGCAACCACCGUCUGAAUGCGGCACGUCGUGGGGCCUUGAAUAUCGACUUGGAUACUUCUGGUGCGGGUAAACCACCGCCACGAAAACGUCGAAGGCGCAAACACAGUGAUUCCAAUUCUGAUGAACUGCAUUUCCCCGAAGAUGACGUUAAUGCGGACGGAAACUCAGAGGAGACAGAGGAGGAAGAACAAGAAUCAGAACGGGACGAGAAUGAGGCUGAAAAGAAUCCACGAAUCUAUGAGACCGCCGAUUCGUCGGACUCUUCUGGAGAGGACAGUUCAGUGAAUCUUCCUAUUCGACCUUUGGCCUUGGAAUCCGACCUCCCUCUGAGACGCCGAGUACGCCUGUCCGAUAGUGAAUCGAAUUCGGACAUCGAACGUCCCUUACAGAUCGUUGCGAACAAUGCUAACGGGCAUUCUGAUUUGGAUGAACAUGGUUCCACCAUAACCGAUAGUAACAGACUUCAAACUAGUGGAGCCCGUCUCCGGUUGGAUUCGCAAUCCUCUGCCGAUGAGCAAUCUGUCGAACACACCAACCUUAUAUUCAAUGAACAACACACAGGACUCGUCGUGGCUGCUCAAAAGCGACGCGUUGUCCUCUCUUCAGAUUCGGAGGAUUGA
This is a messenger RNA of Echinostoma caproni, 1356 nucleotides long. The record is from the annotation of a GenBank genome assembly. Lineage: Eukaryota; Metazoa; Platyhelminthes; Trematoda; Plagiorchiida; Echinostomatidae.